UUAUCUGAAUCAUUGUGUAUUAAUGAUUAUCUAAAAAUAAAAAUUACAUAUGUGUGUAUGUAACAAUUUGUAUAAAAUUGCAUGUAUAUAUUAUGUUUAUAUAUGCAUAAAAUUAAUAUGUCCGUAACAGAUCUAUGUAUUUAAGUAUUUCAAUUAUAUGAUAAUUUUAUGAUUAAAAAUAGAAUAUUAAAUUGAUAAAUUAAAGUUUAUUAAUUUAUAAAUCUUUAUACGUGCAUUUUACACGUCAAAUGGAGUAUAAAAAUAUACUGAGAGUCUCAUUUGGAAAAUGAAAUUACAGAAGUUCACAAAUUAAUCCUCUUAAUUAGCUUUUUCCACUAAUGAAGAUUUGUUCGAUGUGCUGUUUGUUUAUUUAUUAAAUGAACUUCAGUUACAUUUCUGGUCUAUAAGCUUAGUCAGCCUUACAAAGAAACAGCAAAUCGAAUAAAUUUUCAAAACACUAUUAUCCCGUAGCGGUGAAAAAGUGGAACUAUCGCUAUGUUUGUCGCUCAAUAUUGCGUUCUUUGCCUACGGACAACCCAUGUGUUGUUAUCUAUUUUUACAAGCGCCAAGUUGCUGUUGCUUCCGUCUCCAAUAGAUGGCAGCACAUGGCUUAUCCGCAGACAAGGCACACAAUAGUAUGCGAUAAGAACGCCUAUGUGUACUCGUAUCAGAUGAAGAGUGUAACAUAUGUACCCGAGUGAGGCAAGGAAAGCGAGAAUGUGCGGCAAAAGCAGCAAUGACGAUUAGUUCCAUCUUUUCAUCACUAUGUGGUGAUAAUAGGACCUGGUCCAUGAAGUUCAAUAAAACUUUCCAAAGAACGUGGUACAUUUCCAUAAUAUGACAAAUUACCUGUAGCGACAGCAUCAUACGGAGUUUUCCCAUUACUAUUAACUGUAUCCAUAUGUGCUCCAGCUUCUAUAAGAUCCAUGAUGAUGGAAUGAAGAGUCAUAAAAUCACUGCAAGGCAACAUUAGACCAAAAGAUUCCUCCAAAGGAAGAAUCAACUGUAUCUGAACUCCCACCCAUUAUAUUCUCAGGCUACAUUAAUUAUGUCAAUGAUUUUAACGAAUGUGCUAUGAUUUGUGACAAUCUUAUAACAGAAAUAGAAAAAUAUGAUAAAAUAGUACCAAUAGGAUUUGAUUUGGAGUGGCCUUUUAGUUUUCAAACUGGAUCUGGUAAAACAGCCUUGGCACAAAUUUGUUUCAGUGAAAAUAUUUGUUAUCUGUUACAUAUAUAUUCAUUAAAAAAAUUACCAGCUGCAUUUGUGGUCCUUUUAAGUCAUCCACAAGUGAGAUUGGUUGGAGUUAACAUAAAGAAUGAUAUCUGGAAACUAGGUAGAGAUUUUAAGGAAUUUCCAGCUUGUAAAGUCGUAGAAAACAAUUGUUUUGAUUGUGGUAAAUUUGCAAAUACAGUAUUAAAUAGGUCUUGUCGGUGGAGUUUAGAGAAAUUAACAGAAUAUUUGUUAAAGAAAAAGAUUAGUAAGGACCCAAAAGUUAGAAAAAGUAAAUGGCAUAUGCAUCCAUUAAAUGAUGAGCAAAAACUUUAUGCAGCAACAGAUGCUUAUGUUUCUUGGCUCUUGCACGUAACUAUACAAGAACGGGCAAAUUUAAAAGAUAAUGAAUUAAAAGAGACACAGAAUAUUAAUGUCUCAAUAUGACUACAAAAAUAGUUAAAGUUUUAUGGGCUGGUAGAUUAAGUUAUAGAUCUGGGCUUAAGCUACAAAAAAUAUUAUCUGAUCAGCAUCACCAAAGGGUAGAAAACAAUAGUUGCAAUGCAUUAAUAUUACUUGAGCAUGAUCCAGUAUAU
This is a messenger RNA of Bombus pyrosoma, 1805 nucleotides long. RefSeq names its product putative lipoyltransferase 2, mitochondrial (gene Lipt2). Bases 1075 to 1656 code for a protein of 193 amino acids. Gene Ontology annotation, molecular function: 3'-5' exonuclease activity; lipoyl(octanoyl) transferase activity; nucleic acid binding. The transcript has 8 exons. Gene Ontology annotation, cellular component: mitochondrion. Lineage: Eukaryota; Metazoa; Arthropoda; Insecta; Hymenoptera; Apidae. The record is from RefSeq and is a predicted model, not a curated record. Gene Ontology annotation, biological process: nucleobase-containing compound metabolic process; protein lipoylation.